AUGAUCGCCGGCUGGGUCAUAGGACUUACAUCUCUCAUCGGAAACCUGACUGUCCUGGUACUACGCCUUCGCCAGGAGCAGCAGCUCACCGUCCAAACUCUCUUAAUCAUGAACUUAGCCGUGGCAGACUGUCUCAUGGGUAUCUAUAUGAUAAUCAUCACAUCAGCAGAUAUCUAUUUCGGCAGUAUUUAUUUCUUGAGUGCACCAAUUUGGCGCGAAUCGCAUUUAUGCACAUUUUCAAGUUUCCUCGCUUUUUUGUCAAGCGAAUGUUCUGUUUUUACAUUGGCAUUAAUGACGGUCGAUCGAUUCGUCUGUAUUAUAUUUCCUUUCAGUGGGUACCGUUUGACUGUGAAAUCAGCCAGAAUUAGCAUGAUGUUAUUAUGGUUAGUCAUUUGCAUGCUCAGUGUCAUACCCAAUUUGGUUCCAGCGGAUUUGCCCGGGUUUUACGGACUUUCCGAUGUUUGUGUUGGUUUGCCACUACACGCCGAGUCUAAAGAGAUAGGAAGGCUUGUGUUUACAGAGGACUUUUUAAGUAGCGGAUUCCUAAUUGAGUAUGUAGUUGUCGAGAGCACUUUUCGUCCAUCCUGGCUCUACGCCGUUGCAACAUUUAUCGGCGUUAACAUGAUUCUAUUCAUUAUUAUCUUAAUAUGCUAUAUAAUGAUGUUCAUACAGGUAAAGAGAUCUACCCAAUCUGUAGCGAAUGUUGCUUUACGUAAUCGAGAAAUCAAAGUUGCUAGAAAAAUGGCGUUUAUCGUUGGAACUGAUUUCGCCUGCUGGAUGCCCAUCAUAGUUAUGGGUAUUCUUACUCAAUCCGGUCUGGUUGUCCUACCGACAUCCCUGUAUGCUUGGAGUGUGAUAUUCAUCAUCCCUAUAAACUCAUCAAUUAAUCCUGUACUGUACACGUUCGUUAAUUAUAUUGAAAACAAGAAAAAGGCUGAACAAGUUAGAACGAAAUCGAAAGUGGAUGGUAUGACAGCAAAAAGAGCGAGUGUGAAUGACAUUUCCUUGACCUAACUCAACAAUGGUGGUCAUCUUUAAAAUGAAGUUAGGAUAUUGACCACGGUAAUGACGCAUUUUGAAAGUACUAACGGUGAAUUAAAGGGAAAAAAGAAUAGUAGAUUCUUUGUAAAUAUAUUUG
This is a messenger RNA of Strongylocentrotus purpuratus (purple sea urchin), 1138 nucleotides long. Its product is annotated as G-protein coupled receptor GRL101-like. Bases 1 to 1014 code for a protein of 337 amino acids. Gene Ontology annotation, biological process: G protein-coupled receptor signaling pathway. The record is from RefSeq and is a predicted model, not a curated record. Gene Ontology annotation, molecular function: G protein-coupled receptor activity. The transcript has a single exon. Gene Ontology annotation, cellular component: membrane. Lineage: Eukaryota; Metazoa; Echinodermata; Echinoidea; Camarodonta; Strongylocentrotidae.